AAAACAAAAAAAAAGAAAAAAAUUUAGUUUAUUGUGAAAUUAUUGUUGGUUUUUGUUUAAAUGGGGCCGCCAAAAAAGUCGAAAAAGGAUCGCAGUGGCUCGGACAAGUUCGCCAAAAAGCGGCGUGCCGAGGAUGAGGCCUUCACCCAACUGGUGGACGACAACGAUAGUUUAGAUGCCACGGAAUCGGACGGAGUUCCUGGGGCAGCCUCCAAGAAUGCCGAGACCAAUGAUGAGCAAAUCAAUACGGAUGAGUACGGGGCCAAGGACUACCGGGCGCAGAUGCAGCUGCGUCAGGAUCACGGCAAUCGUCCCCUUUGGGUCGCUCCCAACGGGCACGUCUUCCUGGAAUCCUUUUCGCCCGUCUACAAGCACGCCCACGACUUCCUCAUCGCCAUCUCGGAACCCGUCUGCCGACCCGAGCACAUCCACGAAUAUAAACUCACCGCCUACAGUUUAUAUGCCGCCGUUUCGGUGGGCCUGCAAACGCAUGACAUUGUCGAGUAUCUCAAGAGAUUGAGCAAAACCAGCAUUCCCGAGGGCAUCCUGGAGUUCAUCAGACUGUGCACUCUGUCCUACGGCAAGGUCAAGCUGGUCUUGAAGCACAACAAGUAUUUUAUAGAGUCACCGCAUCCCGAGGUGCUGCAGAAACUACUUAAGGAUCCCGUGAUCCAGAAAUGCCGACUGAUACGCAGCGAAGGCGAGGACUUUAUCCAGGGCACGCUGGACGGCAAGGCCAUCACCCAAUUCGGCACCAAGUUGCCGCCAGGUGCCGCAGGGAAACCCGCUGAGGAUCCUGCAGCAGCCACUGGAGGUGCAGCAGCCGCAGAUGGAACAACGGCGGUGCCGGAGGACAUAACCGACUUCUACGAGAAGAUCGACAAGGAGGAGGAGGACGAGGAUGAGGCCAAUCUGAAGACCGUUUCCUUUGAGGUGGCCCAGGAGAAGAUCGAGGUGAUCCAGAAGCGCUGCAUCGAGAUCGAGCAUCCACUGUUGGCAGAGUAUGAUUUCCGCAACGACACCAACAAUCCAGACAUCAAUAUAGACCUCAAACCGGCGGCCGUUCUGCGUCCAUAUCAAGAGAAGAGUCUGCGCAAGAUGUUCGGCAACGGAAGAGCCCGUUCCGGGGUAAUUGUACUUCCCUGCGGAGCUGGAAAGUCCCUGGUGGGCGUCACCGCCUGCUGUACUGUAAGAAAGCGAGCCCUCGUCCUCUGCAACAGUGGCGUUUCCGUGGAGCAGUGGAAGCAGCAGUUCAAAAUGUGGUCCACAGCCGACGACAGCAUGAUUUGUAGGUUCACCUCGGAGGCAAAAGACAAACCCAUGGGCUGCGGCAUACUGGUGACCACCUACUCCAUGAUAACACACACGCAAAAGAGAUCCUGGGAGGCCGAGCAGACGAUGCGCUGGCUGCAGGAACAGGAAUGGGGCAUCAUGGUGCUGGACGAGGUGCACACAAUUCCAGCCAAAAUGUUCCGUCGCGUGCUGACCAUCGUUCAAUCGCAUUGCAAGUUGGGUCUAACAGCCACACUUCUUCGUGAAGACGACAAGAUUGCGGAUCUGAACUUCCUCAUUGGACCCAAGCUCUAUGAAGCUAACUGGUUGGAGCUGCAGAAGAAGGGAUACAUUGCACGCGUCCAGUGCGCCGAGGUGUGGUGCCCCAUGUCGCCGGAGUUCUACCGCGAGUACCUGACCACCAAGACCUCGAAGAAGAUGCUGCUCUAUGUGAUGAAUCCCUCCAAGUUCCGCAGCUGCCAGUUUCUGAUUAAAUAUCACGAGCAGCGAGGCGACAAAACGAUUGUCUUCUCGGACAAUGUGUUUGCCCUAAAGCACUAUGCAAUUAAGAUGAACAAGCCCUUUAUCUACGGUCCCACAUCGCAAAACGAGCGUAUCCAGAUCCUGCAGAACUUUAAGUUUAACUCGAAGGUAAACACCAUAUUCGUGUCCAAAGUGGCCGACACCAGUUUCGAUUUGCCCGAGGCGAAUGUGCUUAUUCAGAUCUCUUCGCAUGGCGGUUCUCGUCGCCAGGAGGCUCAGCGUCUCGGUCGAAUUCUGCGUGCCAAGAAGGGCGCCAUCGCCGAGGAGUACAACGCCUUCUUCUACACCCUCGUCUCGCAGGACACCAUGGAGAUGAGUUACUCGCGCAAGCGACAGCGGUUCCUGGUCAACCAGGGCUACAGCUACAAGGUUAUCACGCAUCUCAAGGGCAUGGACACGGACGCGGAUCUGAUGUACGGCACCCAGGAGGAGCAGGGACAGCUGCUGCAGUUGGUCCUGUCCGCCUCCGAUUUGGACUGCGAGGAUGAGAAGCUGCCGGGCGAGCCGGGCUUCCGUCCAGGUGGUUCGGGCGGCACUGUGCGACGAGCUGGUGGACUCAGCUCCAUGUCAGGCGGGGACGACGCCAUCUACUACGAGCACCGACGCAAGAAUGUCGGAAGCGUGCAUCCUCUGUUCAAGAAGUUCAGGGGUUAGACUUAAGAAUAAACGUAGACAAGCUGUGAAGCAUGAAUAAAAUUCUAUAAA
This is a messenger RNA of Drosophila takahashii, 2520 nucleotides long. It is a transcript of the gene hay, whose product is annotated as ATP-dependent DNA helicase hay. Gene Ontology annotation, cellular component: nucleotide-excision repair factor 3 complex; transcription preinitiation complex; transcription factor TFIIH holo complex. NCBI's taxonomy places the organism in Eukaryota, Metazoa, Arthropoda, Insecta, Diptera, Drosophilidae. Gene Ontology annotation, biological process: transcription initiation at RNA polymerase II promoter; nucleotide-excision repair. Gene Ontology annotation, molecular function: 3'-5' DNA helicase activity; hydrolase activity; DNA binding. The record is from RefSeq and is a predicted model, not a curated record.